AUGCCAUCCAGAAACUCUAUCAACAGGCCAAAACAGCAAGUUAACCUGAACCGGAAAGUGCACUCUCUAGCCAAAAAGAGAGAUGCCAUGGACCGUGCAGGUCUAUUGAAGCCAGCACGUUCUUCCGAACAGUCCAAAUCCGGAUUGGCAAAGUCUAUUCCCAUGGAUCUCUACAAAGGUGAAAAACUCUCCGCCGGGCCCCUCACAACCAAAACUCUAUCCAAGAAGAGAGCCAAGAAGAUUGAAAGAAACAUGAAAUACGCUGAGCAAAGGAAGCUGCUGGUUGACGUUCAAAAAAAGGCCGAGGAUAGCAUGGACUUGGAUGUUGAGAGCAAGAAACAAGCUUCGGCACCCAAGGGUCAGCUAGAAAGAGUCAAGACAGCAUUGUUCAAGGCUGUUGAGGAUACUGCAAGCAGCGGGCUCGUAUUAGAAGCAGGUGCAGGUACCACUCUAGGCGGUCCUUUCUUUCCCUGA
This is a messenger RNA of Lachancea meyersii CBS 8951, 474 nucleotides long. The record is from the annotation of a GenBank genome assembly. NCBI's taxonomy places the organism in Eukaryota, Fungi, Ascomycota, Saccharomycetes, Saccharomycetales, Saccharomycetaceae.